GAUUAUUAUGCUACGUAUGAGUUUUAAAUCCUUAGCUCAUGGGGUAUCAGCAGAGUGGCAAGGAUAAGAGAGAUUAUAGCAUAGAUAACAAGCAGAAUCCUAGGCACUGUCAUGAGUUCCUAGAGAGUCUUCAGAAUGUGAUCAAGACGAAGGAAGAAGUCUCUCAGAAGGAUCAGGACCACCCUCUGAGCAACCUCCUCUCCCAAGUCGGCCAGCUCCAAUACGACAUACGGCUCCUCUGGAUCUUUGUACUGACCUUAGCCUGGCUAGUAGCGGUACUGUAUCUAGCAUUUGGUGCCAUAUGGCCACUGGACUGGACACAUAUGAGGUCGCAUUGUAGGGGAUGGUUCAGGAAGGGUAGUCUGAGUCCAUGGGAGAUACUGAUGGUGGGUAAGAAGAAGGGAAGGGGGAUACUAGUGUUUUUUGGUGGGAGUAAUGGUAAAAGCAGUCGUGAUAACAUAACACCCAGGUUGCCCUGGUGAACAUGGGCACCUACACACC
Messenger RNA from Babesia bovis T2Bo, 501 nucleotides. RefSeq names its product variant erythrocyte surface antigen-1 alpha subunit. The record is from RefSeq and is a predicted model, not a curated record. Lineage: Eukaryota; Apicomplexa; Aconoidasida; Piroplasmida; Babesiidae. The transcript has a single exon. Bases 39 to 482 code for a protein of 147 amino acids.